CAAGGCACAAGUAAUCGGUAAAUGACAAACGUGAAAGAUAAUGACUUCCACUGUUUACGAAUUAUUUGUAUUUAUCUGAAAAACAGUGUCUGUUUGCUUAAUUUUAUAUGAUUUAUUUUACAUCUGGGUUAUUUAUUGUAUUAGAUGGCGUUUCCUCAACCUAAUGCACAAAGAGGGUUUUCCACAACUACCUGAAGCUAAUAUUGUAAAUACAAGUCAUAGAGCUGCUUUACAGCACGCAAACGCAACAUCUUGUGGUUACUUUGUUUCACAAGAUUCUUCUUUUGGUAACCAAAUACUACCAGUUCUACCGAGAUUCGAUAAUAAGUGAAAUUAAUAUGUCUGCACUUAUGAAACUGAAAACUCUUGAGGGUCAUUUAGGUGCCCUUUCUGGAUUUUCAGAACCUAAAAUAGAGCUUGAACAAUAUGAAACACCAGCACAUAUAGCUGCUGUGGCUCUUUACACCAUGCAGACUCAAUAUGAAGCUCUUGAGAAUAAGUUAGUCCUAGAUGCUGGUUGUGGGCCCGGUAUGUUGGGCAUUGGUGCAUCACUAUUGGGAGCAGGAAUGGUUGUAGCGAUGGACAUUGAUGAUGGUGCCUUAGAGGUAUUACAAGAAAACAUUGAAGAAAUGGAAAUUCCUACCAUUGAUGCCGUUCAAUGUGAUUUUCUCAAUUCAAAACAUUGCAGAUGGGAAAAUUAUUUUGAUUCAGUUUUAAUGAACCCACCGUUUGGUACUAAAAAUAAUGCUGGUAUAGAUAUGAAGUUUCUCAGGAUGGGUUUGGAUCUCACUUGUGACAGUGUUUACUCCUUACACAAAUCAUCAACAAGAACACAUAUACAAAAGAAAAUUAAAGAAUGGGGAGUAAAAGGAAGUGUUAUUGCAGAACUUCGAUACAACUUACCAGCAACUUACAAAUUCCAUAGACAACAAACUAGAGACAUUGCUGUCGACCUAUGGAGGAUACAUCAUGUAGAAUCAUGAAAUAUAAAACAAUAUGACCGAAAAUUGUCAAUAUCAAUGAUUUUUUAAAAUAAAUAGGCAUGUUUUUAAAUAUUGUAAAUAUAAAAUGCAAUUGGGAAAAUUAAAACAUUUUUUU
Vanessa tameamea is the source of this 1098-nucleotide messenger RNA. It is a transcript of the gene Mettl5, whose product is annotated as rRNA N6-adenosine-methyltransferase Mettl5. Gene Ontology annotation, biological process: rRNA methylation. NCBI's taxonomy places the organism in Eukaryota, Metazoa, Arthropoda, Insecta, Lepidoptera, Nymphalidae. The transcript has 5 exons. Gene Ontology annotation, molecular function: nucleic acid binding; rRNA (adenine-N6-)-methyltransferase activity. The record is from RefSeq and is a predicted model, not a curated record. The coding region runs from base 339 to 983 and encodes 214 amino acids.